This is a messenger RNA of Condylura cristata (star-nosed mole), 2581 nucleotides long. RefSeq names its product family with sequence similarity 222, member A (gene FAM222A). The transcript has 3 exons. The coding region runs from base 106 to 1464 and encodes 452 amino acids. Lineage: Eukaryota; Metazoa; Chordata; Mammalia; Eulipotyphla; Talpidae. The record is from RefSeq and is a predicted model, not a curated record.
GCGAACGGAGAGUCGUCGCUGCUGAGGACCGGUGCCCUUUGACGGCCUUGGCUGACCUGGGACCCUGCCGCAGAGUGCACCCUGCCACGGGCCCCCAGCUCAGCCAUGCUGGCCUGUCUACAGAGGACCCAGAACCCCCCGGGCCAACACCUGGCCUGCCCAAGCAAGAGCCUGGAGCUGCGCAAGUGUGAGACGGUGGUGAGCUCCAUGCAUUCCUCCCGCUACCCGAGCCCGGCAGAGCUGGACGCCUACGCUGAGAAGGUGGCCAACAGCCCGCUGUCCAUCAAGAUCUUCCCCACCAACAUCCGCGUGCCCCAGCACAAGCACCUCAGCCGCACUGUCAACGGCUACGACACCAGCGGCCAGCGCUACAGCCCCUACCCGCCGCAUGCUGCCGGCUACCAGGGCCUGCUGGCCAUCGUCAAGGCUGCCGUCUCCUCCUCUGGCGUGGCUGCACCCGCUGGGCCAGCCAAGAGCGUGCUCAAGAGCGCCGAGGGCAAGCGGACCAAGCUGUCUCCGGCCACCGUGCAGGUGGGCAUCGCGCCCUACCCGGCGCCCAGCACUCUGGGGCCCUUGGCCUACCCCAAGCCGCCCGAGGCUCCUGCCCCACCGCCCAGCCUGCCUGCGGCCGCCACCGCCACCUCAGUCAUCCCCCUACCCGGCCGCGGCCUGCCCCUGCCACCGUCCAACCUGCCCUCCAUCCACAGCAUCCUCUACCAGCUCAACCAGCAGUGCCAGGCCCCAGGCGCUGCGCCCACGGCCUGCCAGGGCGUGGCCGUUCCCCACCCCAGCCCGGCCAAGCAUGGCCCGGUGCCCACCUUCCCCAGCAUGGCCUACUCUGCCACUGCUGGUCUGCCCGACUGCCGAAAAGGCACCGAGCUGGGCCAGGGAAGCACGUCGGCCUUGACGCUGGCUGGGACCACCAAGCCCGCAGGGUACGCGGAGGGCGGCCUGGACUACCUGCUGUGGCCGCAGAAGCCACCCCCGCCGCCCCCCCAGCCCCUGCGGGCCUACAGCGGCGGUGCGGUGGCCAGCAAGUCCCCAGAGGCUUGUGGGGGACGGGCCUACGAGCGGGCCACUGGAUCACCCCUCAACUGUGGCAUGGGGCUGCCUGCCAGCUUCCCUGUGGGCCAGUACUUUGCCACCCCCUGGAACAGUGUGCUGGCGACCCCCACCAGCGACUGCUACAACCCGGCGGCUGCGGUGGCGGUCACCGAGCUGGGGCCGGGGGCCGCCCGGGAGCUGGCGGGGCCCCCCGCAGAGGCCCUCUCAGGCCUGCCCAGCAAGAGCAUGUGCAACACGUCGGUGCUGAGCAGCAGCCUGCAGUCGCUGGAGUAUCUCAUCAACGACAUCCGGCCGCCCUGCAUCAAGGAGCAGAUGCUGGGCAAGGGCUACGAGACCGUGGCUGUGCCCCGGCUGCUUGACCACCAGCACGCCCACAUCCGCCUGCCCGUCUACAGAUAAGGCCUGCCCGGCACACGCAUGGACAGACGGACGGGGUGCCGAAGGGGGAGCAGGCCGCAGGGCCCUGCCCCGUGCUUACGUGCCCGCUGAUGCCCACAGGGAAGCCAGGCUGGCUGCUACCAUCCGGCCACCUGUCUGGGAGCGGCAGUGACCCCACUCACAAAGGGCCCCCCCAUCCGCUGCCCCAGGACCCUGGGAGUGCCUGAGGCAGCCGCUGCCUCCACGCCUUCCUCCAUUCAAGCUGGCAGAGACAGGGAGAGAGAAACCACUUACACAUAGGAAUGGCUCCUCCUGCUUUUCCAGGGAAAAGGGGCUGGGGCCAGGGUGGGAUGCAGGAUGGUCUAGAGCCAGACGUCAAGAGCUUCUCCCGACCCCAGGAUGCUGUCUCCUGGGAAAGGAGCAGAGAGGCCUAGAGGAAGUCACUGGCCCACAGCAUCCCCCACCGGCCAGGACAGGUGCAGACCACUCUCACAGAGGCCCCAGGACUGCGGCCCACCUGCUCCUGCCCGAGACCCGCCUCCCGCCCCCCCCUUCCCCACACAGGCCCACACCCCGCUCUGGCCUACCGCCUUCCCCUCUCUGCAGUACGGUUCCCAGGGCUGCUGGGCAUAGCCGUGCAGACGGCACACUGCACAAGGGCCUCUCGCGCAAGGAGACGCCACCUGCACCCUACACGUGUAUUUAUUACAGCAAUUUUCCGAACCUGAGGAAGGGGUGCCAUUUUUCUAUCCGCACAACGGCACCACAGGGGUGACCAACAGGCCUGCGGUCUUAGACCCCGACCCCCGUCAGAGGGGCCUUACUCUGCCUUCUCUGGGAGGUCUCCUCGGAGCCAGCAAGGGGGAACCUCCUGGUUUUCACUGGGCAAUCUGAUCCCAUUCGUGCAAGCUGCACCCCCAAAGCCUGCCCACACCAUCAAGGGGAGGGGGAGGCAGGCAGGACCCUGUUACGUCCCCGAGGCCCACGUUCCCCACGCCCCGGCCCCUCUGGCGCCCCAACAGCGGUACUGUAUCUCUCUCCAAGGCCUGUUCAAGCACUAAGUGCAUUUACAAAUCUCUGAGAAUGUUUUUUUUUUAUACUAAAAUUGACCAUUAUAUUCUACUGUGAGAAGUGCAGU